AUGCCAAAUUCACCUUCUUUCUUCUCUCGAAGGCCAAGAGCACCACCUCCACCCCCGGUGACCACAUUUUAUCUAUCUUCGCCCUCUCCUUCGACCUCGUCUCUGCGUCCUAUCCCACCUCCCAGCUCGCCAAGCGCUAUACCCUCUCAUACUUUGAUAUUCUCAUUGACACAUCCGCAUCCGUCAAGUUCACAAGCGACUUCAUUCUUCCUCGAUUGUAUACCUGAUCCAAUUGGAUUCCUCUAUCAUUCUUCUUCAUUCAUCUCGAAACGUCUCAGCCUGAGCAAUAGCGAUCAGAUAGAGUGGAGACAUCAAUUGAUACAACUGGAACUGGAAGAUAAAGAUGGUUUAGCAGCUACUUCAGGUGGUAAAAUUGCUGUCAGUUUGAAAUGGGUAGAGAGGAUCAUGCAUGAAGUUCAAAGAGGUAGUAAGAACGUACAAAGCGCUAUCAAGGAAUUCAAAGGUGUUUUACUACACGAGCUAGUCCAUACGAUCCAACAUGACGGUUUCGGAUCCACGCCAGGAUGGUUGAUAGAGUCCAUAGCCGAUUACGUUCGACUAUUAGCUAGUCUGGGUCCUGAACAUUGGCGGGGGAGUGGAUCAGGUAAGACUGAUAAAGGUUGGGAAGAAGGAUAUGAUAUUGGUGCUAGGUUCUUAGAGUGGUUGACUGGAUUACAUCAACCACCUUCUGUUCCCCAGGACAGAACACGAGUGGAAGGUAGUGGAUCGAUACCUACUCAAAUGGUACCAACUCCAACAAAGAUCAAUAUUGAUCAACCAAGGGAAAGUCAAUAUCCGAAUCCAACAUACAAAGAACAAACCCCUAUGCCACCGACCAAACCUAAAGAGAGACCCGGACCAUUCCCUGAUCUAGUGAGAUUGAUAGAUGCUAGAUUGAGAUAUGAGAAAUGGGAAGAUGAAUGGUGGGUCGAAAUGACCGGAUUAAGUCUAGAAGGAUUAUGGAAUCAAUACAUGAAAUAUUAUGGGAGAUCAUAG
Kwoniella shivajii is the source of this 996-nucleotide messenger RNA. RefSeq lists its product as uncharacterized. NCBI's taxonomy places the organism in Eukaryota, Fungi, Basidiomycota, Tremellomycetes, Tremellales, Cryptococcaceae. The record is from RefSeq and is a predicted model, not a curated record. The coding region runs from base 1 to 996 and encodes 331 amino acids. The transcript is spliced from 2 exons.